Molecule: messenger RNA, 1705 nt
Organism: Columba livia (rock pigeon)
Lineage: Eukaryota; Metazoa; Chordata; Aves; Columbiformes; Columbidae
Product: potassium channel subfamily K member 6
Exons: 3
Coding region: 548-1336 (262 amino acids)
Biological process (GO): stabilization of membrane potential; potassium ion transmembrane transport
Cellular component (GO): plasma membrane
Molecular function (GO): outward rectifier potassium channel activity; potassium ion leak channel activity
Source: RefSeq, a predicted model, not a curated record
ACUGGUUCCCCCUGUUACUGGUCCCCGCAGUUCCCGCCCUGUCCCCCGCCCGGUGCCGCCCCCCAGGGCGGGUCCCGGUGCGCCCCGACGCUGCGGGGAUGGGCACGGGACCUGGGUCGAUCGGGGACGGGGCUCGGGACCUGGAUUGGGACCGGGAUUGGUACUAGGACAGGGAUCGGGACGGGGACAGGAACAGGGACCAAGCCCAGAGGCUGCGCUGAGGGGUGGGGACCAGGACCAGCUCCGCAAUUGAUACCAGAACCAGGAUUAGUACCGGGACAGGGACCGGGUUGGUGGUGAGGAUUGGUUGUGGCACCGGGACGGGGACUGGAGGCUGCAGUGAGGGGCGGGGACCAGGACAGGGGACCGUGACAAACACUGGACUGGGACGGACACCUGAACCAGGACAGACACUAGCACUGGGACAGAUACCAGACCGGGACUGGUGAGGGGUCGGGGGCUGCGGGGAAGGACCGGGAGCAGGACGAGGGACCUGAGGUCCCGGUGAAGGACGGGGACGGUGCCGGUGGCGGUGACAGUGCUGGGGAUGCUCCGCGGUGCGAUGCUGGUGGCUGUGGCCUACGCAGGGCUGCUGGUCGUGGGGGCGCUGGGGCUGUGGGCUCUGGAGGGGACCCCCCAAACCCCCAACGGCUCCCACUGGGACCCGGCCAGUGCCCUCCUCUUCGUCACCACCCUCCUCACCACCGUGGGCUACGGCUCGGUGACACCCCUCUCAGCUGCCGGCAGAGCCUUCUGCGCCGCCUACGCCGUGGUGGGCGUCCCUGUCACCAUGUUGACCUUGACGGCCACCGCCCGCCGCCUGAUGGGUCCCUUGGCCGACCGGCCCCGGCGGUACCUCCAGGUCCACUGGGGGUUCACCCGGCACAGCGCCGCCCGCACCCACUUUGUCCUCUUGGUGGGCGUCACCAUGGGGGUCCUGGUGCUUCUCCCUGCCGCCGUAUUCCACGUUCUUGAAGACACCUGGAGCUACUUGGACGCCGUUUACUUCUGCGUCAUCUCCCUUUGCACCAUUGGCCUGGGGGACCUCGUGCCGGCCGAGACACCAGGACAGCCCUUCCGGCAGCUCUACCAAGUGGGUGUUGCCGCCUACCUGCUCCUGGGCCUGACAGGCGUCCUGCUCUUGGCCCAGACCUUCCAGCGCCUGGUCGAGCUCCAUGGCGUCACCAGUGUCACCAGUGCCACCUCGUCACCUGCCGGUGACGCUGAAGAAGGCGCCGGCUUGUUGGAGGGGACGAGGGAUGGGGAGAAACCAGCUCGGGGGCACAGGGGGUCAGCAAUGGGUGACACUGGGGGACACCGUGGGGGGGGACAAUAAAAGGGGGGAACCAGAAAGGGGAGGAAAUGGCUUCACUGUGUCGAUCCCAUUAUUUUCGGGGGGGUGGAUUUGUGCGGGUUGUGAGGGGUGCGGGGGGGUCUCAAUCCUGGGAGGACCCAAUGCAAUGGGGAGUCCCCAGUCCCGGGGGGGCUUCCCCAAAUACCACCCCCCCAGACACCCUCGUUUUCUAUAAAAUCUUUAUUCUGUAAAAAUGGGUGGGGGGUCCCCAAAACUGCCCCCCUCUCUCCCAGAGGAACACAGCAAGGAGACUCAUGGGCGCCCCCCCCCACCAUGUGGAGAGGAGGGUCAAGGCACCCCACCCCAACGUUAAGGGAGGGGUCAGGGUGCCCUCCCCCCCCUCCCAAAUCC